UGCAUGCUACUAUUGCACUCAGCAAAACAGGGCAAAACACAUACUGCUGAGGCUUGAGCAGAUCUCCCACCCACACACUGCAGAGUGUAUAAAAACAUGUGUUGACCGAUGCACAGAGGACUGGGGAAUAUCAAAAGAAAAAAUUCUGACUGUAAUAACAGAUAACGGGAGCAACAUGGUUGCAGCCUUCAAAAACGAAGAUGAUGAUGAGCCCAGCUCUGAGGAUGAAGAAGUCCAGAACAGUGAUGAAGAAUCUGAGGAGGGUGAAGAAGAGCAAAGGUACGGAGCCAUAAAGAGGACACCCUGCGUUGUACAUACGCUGCAACUCGUGGUGAACUUGAUCCAGAAGGAACAAAGUGUCAAACGACUCUUUGACAAAGUGAGAGGACUUGUCAGGCUCUUCCGCAAGUCGUCUGUAGCAACUGAGCGACUGCUCCAGCUGUGUGGACUUACUCUGGUCAAAGACUGCCUCACUAGAUGGUCCAGCUCAUACCAGAUGAUCUCCCGCCUUCUCGAAGUAAAGGACUCAAUUGUCCAGGUUGCUGAUGGGAUGGACUGGGACUGUCUCCUGCCCAGUGAGUGGCAGAAGCUGGCUGCUCUCAGAGACCUGCUCCUCCCCUUCGCAGAGCAUACCAAGAUGCUACAGAGUGACACCAUGUCCCUAUCCCUGGUGGUGCCCGCCCUCUUGGACCUGAGUGCUCACCUGUCCCAGUUCCCCCAGGGCACUGGCUACAGGGACCUAGCUGUCCUGGCAAACAUGGAGCAGCGCUUCAGCUGCUUCCUUGAUCCCAGGGAUUCAAAGUUCUCGCCCCUCGCCACUGCUGCAUGCUUCCUUGAUCAAUAA
This is a messenger RNA of Hippoglossus stenolepis (Pacific halibut), 844 nucleotides long. RefSeq lists its product as uncharacterized. The transcript has 2 exons. The coding region runs from base 176 to 844 and encodes 222 amino acids. Lineage: Eukaryota; Metazoa; Chordata; Actinopteri; Pleuronectiformes; Pleuronectidae. The record is from RefSeq and is a predicted model, not a curated record.